CUCUGAGUAAGUUGAUAUUUAGCUGUGGUAGGCUGGUUUUGUUCGUCUAAUUAAUAAAUGGGUCAUAAUGAUAUUGUUUCAAAAAUUCGCGAAUGUGAAAAUCAGAGUAUAAAUAGAAUGAUAUAGACAUUACUAUCAGUAUCAGAGUAGCUUCAAGACAGUCAUCAACUAGUUGCAGAAAAAUGGAGAAAAUAGUUUCAAUAUUAUUUUUGGUUUUCGCAACCACGGUUAAUGGAGGUUUCCUGACUGGUCAUCAUCCCUACCCUGCCGUAAUAUCAUCCAGAACUGUCGUAUCUGGGGCCGUAGGCGGAGGGCCAACAAAUGGCGCCUAUUCUUCAUCCCAAUCUUCCCAAACUGUUUCUUCCCCAUCUCAGUUACAGUCAUCAAUAUCGACCUUCCUUCCAGCAAUUACCUACGGAUAUUCCAGUCGUCAAAACCAGAAUGGACAAAAUCAAGGUGGACAGGGCGGGCAAGGGCAAAAUGGACAAAACCAAGGUCAAGGAGGGUAUGGUUAUAGCGCUAAUAGUCCAAGUGUCCUAGCAUAUGGAACGUAUGGAUUUGGUCAAGCCCAAAACGGACAAGGUCAAAACGGACAAGGUCAAAACGGACAAGGCCAAAACGGACAAGGAUACGGUGGGCAGGGCAACCAAAACCAGGGACAAAGAGGAUACAACGGUAACAGUGGGGCAGGGCAGGGCGUCAGUUACUCUUCAAGUUACAAUUAUGGGCACUAUUAAACCUCGAAAGUAUCAGUUAAUGUUAAUGACGACUAUACCUCUUUCUGACAGAUAUUAUUCCACGUCGUUUCGCUGUCUCGCAUCGACUCUAGUGCAGUUAUCACCAGCUUACUUGAAGUUUGUUUCCUUCUUUCACCUAUGAUUGAAAUAACAAACUCGAUCUUUAUUUUCUGUAUAAAAGUAAUCAAUCCUUUGGUAUGAACUUAUAAGUAUUCGUUGAUGUUCAAAUAAACCAAACAGUUUAAUUAGCACAUAUCAGAUAGAGGUGUAUUCGUUGAAAUUUCUGAUAAAACGAAGUAUACCUGGACAUCGAGUAGAACCAAAUCAUUUCUUAAUGUUACUAUUUGCAAUGUAUGGAUAAAUUCAUUGACUGCUUAUUUAUAGAUUUCAGUUUCUUGUACAAAUAUAUAUGUACUUAUAUUAAAGUC
Molecule: messenger RNA, 1165 nt
Organism: Leptinotarsa decemlineata (Colorado potato beetle)
Lineage: Eukaryota; Metazoa; Arthropoda; Insecta; Coleoptera; Chrysomelidae
Source: RefSeq, a predicted model, not a curated record